AUGUCCCGAGUAUAUAAAGGAAGUGAUCUCGUGCAAUUUAGUCCAAGAAGUGUGGAGUUUUUAAAAUUCUAUAACUACAAGAAUUCCAGUAUUUCAAGUCGCUCCUAUAGUGAGGUGUUUUAUGAACGUUCUAUCUGUACUGAUAUGGAGCAAUCCCAAGUAUCUGAACCUGUUGCGACAAUUCUAGGUUUUGUUUUUGCCGUCAUCGUGUGCUUCGGUGGGGUCACAAAUGCUCUUGUUCUAAUAACCCAUACAAAAUAUCACAAAGAGCUGUUAAAAGAUUCAAAAGACAUUUUAACAUUCAGCUUGGCAUUUGGUGAUUUGGUUAUGUCCAUUAUUGUAACUCCAUUAGCUCUCUCCUCCGCAGUAGCACGGAAAUGGACAACAGGGAGGAACGGGUGUGUUAUUUAUGGCCUAAUGACAACUUGGAUAGGUCUUUCGUCAAUUCUUCAGCUUACUUGCAUUGCCGUCGAACGUUGCUACACUUUGUCCAGUCUAAACGCCAGUAACACGAGCAGAAAACGAGCAACUCAAAUGAUCGCUGGUUGCUGGUUAAUCAGUUUCCUAGCGAGCUCAUUGCCUCUGUUUGGAUUCUCACAAUUUACCUUGGAAGGAUAUGGCCUACACUGUUCAAUUGUUUGGAAGAAUUCGCAUGUUUGGUAUUGCUUGUUUCUUUUGCUCUUUUUCUAUGCCCUGCCAAUUACCACAAUUGCUAUCUCUUACGCCAAGAUGUUUUUAAUCGUUCGCAGAGUUUAUCGAAACGCUGCAGUAACAUGGGGUGCCAAUGCUCAAGCUACACGGAAAAGUUACACAGCUCAAGUGAAGUUUACCAAACAACUAGUUGUUGUUACAUGUGGAUUUCUUAUUGCUUGGACACCGUACGCUAUUAUGUCUGGUCUUCGAGUACUAAGCAACAUUGAAUUUGAAAACGGAUGGUACGAGCUGCCUGCAUUGUUCGCAAAAACAGCAAAUAUAUACAAUCCUAUCAUUUAUUUCCUCAUGUAUAGACGUCUUCGUCGACAUGUCUCUAUGUGUUUGGGUGAAGCAUGGAAAAAGGUCUUCCAAAGUUGGUAA
Messenger RNA from Paramuricea clavata, 1074 nucleotides. The record is from the annotation of a GenBank genome assembly. NCBI's taxonomy places the organism in Eukaryota, Metazoa, Cnidaria, Anthozoa, Malacalcyonacea, Plexauridae.